This is a messenger RNA of Aedes albopictus (Asian tiger mosquito), 2328 nucleotides long. RefSeq lists its product as uncharacterized. The transcript is spliced from 3 exons. The coding region runs from base 1 to 2328 and encodes 775 amino acids. Gene Ontology annotation, molecular function: nucleic acid binding. The record is from RefSeq and is a predicted model, not a curated record. Lineage: Eukaryota; Metazoa; Arthropoda; Insecta; Diptera; Culicidae.
AUGUUGCUGAAAGGACCGGACUUGUUGACGUCGUUGUUCGCUGUUCUGCUGAGGUUCAGGCAAAGAUCAAUCGCGGUGUGUGGUGAUAUCCGCGAAAUGUUUCAUCAAAUUCAGAUCAUACCUCAGGACAAGCAGUAUCAACGGUUUCUUUUUCGCGAGCGCCAAGAUGAGGAACCUGAAAUCUAUGUAAUGGAUGUGGCAACAUUCGGCGCAACGUGUUCUCCUUGCUCGUCUCAGUUCGUAAAGAACAAGAACGCGAAAGAGUUUGAGUCGGAGUUCCCAAAAGCAACCGAAGCGAUCAUCAAUGCUCAUUACGUCGACGAUUUCCUCGACAGUGUAGACUCCGUAGAAGAAGCAGUGAAACUGAUACAGGAUAUAAAACAUGUACACGCGCAAGGGGGGUUAGAAAUUCGAAAUUUCAUGUCAAACUCAGCAGAAGUUCUACUGCAGGUGGGAGAACCAAGGAACUUGCAGAGGAAGUCGCUCGAUCUAGAUGGCUCGAUAAGCACCGAGCGUGUGCUCGGUAUGGUGUGGAAGCCCGUUGAAGACGCGUUCACUUUCGAUGUAAUACUAAAGGAGGAUUUGGCGCAGUUUCUAGUGGAGCCAGUUCUACCCACAAAACGACAUGUGUUGAGGCUGGUGAUGUCUUUGUUUGAUCCAUAUGGAUUCAUUGCCCACUUCGUCGUACAAGGCAAAAUUCUAAUGCAGCACAUCUGGAGGACGGGUACAGAAUGGGACGAAGAAAUUGCACCGGAGUUGUUCGAAAUAUGGAGGGACUGGAUUCAUCUACUGGAGCGUUUGCAGGAAGUUGAAGUUCCACGUUGUUUCUUCGGUGAGAUUAGCAGCCAAGUAUCUGCAAACAUCCAGCUGCACGUAUUUGUUGACGCAACGAAAACGAAAGUAGCCCCCUUGAAGCCGUUAUCUAUUCCGCGGCUUGAGCUCCAGGCUUGCAUUAUCGGGUGUCGUCUGAUGGAAACAAUCAGCGCAGCAUUAAACCUCAACAUCGAAGAGCGUUACUUCUGGACGGACUCCACAACAGCACUCGCUUGGAUUAAAUCCGAUAGCCGACGCUAUCAUCCCUAUGUGGCGUUUCGAAAUGUGGCAGAUGUGGCCACGAAGUGGGGAAAUGGACCAGGCUUUCAGCCGGACAGUCGCUGGUACGUCGGUGAACCCUUUCUGUACAAGUCCAAAUCGGAAUGGCCGAAGCAAGCUCAAAAGCAGGAGCGCACAAAGGAGGAACUACGUGCCGUUUUCCAUCUUCAUCGGGAGUUACCAGAACCGCUCAUCGAUGUGACAAGGUUCUCCAACUGGAAUCGCUUAUUGCGGACGGCGGCAUACGUAUAUCGAGCAGUGAGAAAGUUUCGGAAAGAGAAAAUCAAUGGAAACUUAACAAGCGACGAGUUGCUACAGGGAGAAAAUUUCUUAUGGCGCCAGACACAGUUUCAAGCAUAUCCAGAUGAGUACAGUGUAUUGGAAUAUAACUCGCAGCAUCCGAAUGAAGUACCAAUGAUUUUGGAAAAGGGUAGCAAACUGUAUACAGAAUCACCGUUCAUGGAUGAAGCGGGUGUAAUCAGGAUAAACAGUAGGAUUUCAGCAGCACCCACCGCUGCAUAUGAGACGAAAUAUCCAGUGAUACUGCCGAAAGAUCAUCAUACUACUCGUCUACUGGUAGAUAACUAUCACCGUCACUUCCUGCAUAGUAGCAACAAUACGGUACUCAACGAAGUUAGACAGCGCUACAGAAUAUCCCAACUACGCUCGGUCAUCAAACGGAUCGCCAAGGACUGCCAGCACUGUAAAAUCAGGAAAGCUGUACCCAGAUCACCAAUGAUGGCACCGCUUCCAGCAGCACGACUAACUCCAAAUAUCCGGGCAUUCAGCUACACUGGCGUGGAUUACUUCGGCCCUCUAUUAGUAAAGCAGGGUCGCAGCUUGGUGAAACGCUGGGUGGCACUGUUCACGUGUCUCACCAUACGUGCAGUGCAUUUAGAGAUCGUGCACAACUUGUCCACGCAGUCCUGUGUACUGGCAAUCCGUCGAUUCAUCAGUCGCAGAGGAGCACCGGCGGCGUUCUACUCUGGUAACGGGACGUGUUUCAAGGGUGCCAGCAGAUUACUCCGUGAGCAGAUCCAGUCUAUACAUGAGAACUGCGCGGUUACCUUCACGAAUGCCAGGACAACAUGGCACUUCAAUCCGCCAUCUGCACCCCACAUGGGAGGAUGUUGGGAGCGGAUGGUCCGCUCUGUCAAGACUGCAAUGACGGCUAUCGCAGAACACCCUCGGCACUCAAGUGACGAAGUGUUGGAGACCGUCGUACUGGAGGCAUAA